Messenger RNA from Engraulis encrasicolus (European anchovy), 837 nucleotides. It is a transcript of the gene odf3l2a, whose product is annotated as outer dense fiber of sperm tails 3-like 2a. The record is from RefSeq and is a predicted model, not a curated record. NCBI's taxonomy places the organism in Eukaryota, Metazoa, Chordata, Actinopteri, Clupeiformes, Engraulidae. The transcript is spliced from 4 exons. Bases 1 to 762 code for a protein of 253 amino acids.
AUGGGGGAGGUCUUGAAGAGGAGGCCCAUCAUCUCUGGCAGAGAGCGGGGGCCGGGUCCUGGACGCUAUGCGCUGCCUCCUACCAUCGGCCACAUCGGGCACGACUACACCAAGCCCUGCAGCCCGGCCUACUCCUUCCACAGCCGCAUGAGCAGCACCAUGGUCUCGGUGGACUCCAGCCCAGGUCCUCAGUAUCACAUCGGUGCCAAGAUGACGCGCCAUGGCCGCGACGGCACGCCGUCCUUCUCCAUGCUCGGACGCAACAAGAAAUCAGGUGAGUUGUUCCAGACGCCCGGCCCGGGAGCCUACAGCCCGGAGAAGGCCCCUCCCGUCAACCUCCAUCACCGGCCCCCAUCCUACUCCAUGGGCUCCCGCACGCGCUACCGCGCCACCGACACCGUGCCGGCGCCCAACUCCUACACGCUGCCCUCACUCAUGGGCACCCCGGCCCCCAACAAGCCCGCCAGCCCCUGCUACACGCUCUCGGCACGCCGGAAAACGGGCUCGGCCUCCGAGGACCUGGCCAUGACGCCGGGGCCCGGCAAGUACAACAGCACGGACCCCAGCGUGUACCUGCACCGGCAGCCGUCCUUCUCCAUGCAGAGCCGCACCUCCAGGCCCAACGACGCCACGCGCAAGCCGGGCCCCGGCACGCACGCCUCGGAGAAGGUGGUGGCCCACCUGCCGCGCCCGCCCUCCUUCUCCAUGGGCGUCCGGCACUCGGAGUUUGUCACGCCGCUCGUGGUCGACGUGUGGGAGUGAUAUGGGAAGUACUUGUGGCUUUGCUUGGGCACAAUGAUGACGUUUCGACCUUAAGGUGAGGAUGACCACAAGGUC